This is a messenger RNA of Fusarium mangiferae, 726 nucleotides long. RefSeq lists its product as uncharacterized. NCBI's taxonomy places the organism in Eukaryota, Fungi, Ascomycota, Sordariomycetes, Hypocreales, Nectriaceae. The record is from RefSeq and is a predicted model, not a curated record. Gene Ontology annotation, molecular function: calcium ion binding. The transcript has 5 exons. Bases 1 to 726 code for a protein of 241 amino acids.
AUGAAAAUCACCAAUUCGUUUUCGUCAUUGUGCCUUAUGUGCCUCAUUAUAGGCUUGACGUUUAUAAAGUCCACUGCUGCUGGCUGCUGCCCUUGUAAUAUCUACUUGACUUGUGGAGACCAAAGUGGUUGCACGGUAUACGAGUGCUGCAGUACUGCUGCGUGCAACAUUUUCUGUUGCAACUGCGAUGGACCCUGUAAAGGCGGGAAAUCGACUGAGCUGUCUGAUGCGAAGACUGAGAAUAUCUGCCUGAGCAAAUUUAACGCUGUUGAUGUGAAUCAAGAUGGCCUGAUCAGCUUCCUAGAGUGGGCACAAAGUCGCGAUGCCUUCGCUAGCCUAGGGCUGGACGUCUUAGCUGAAAGAUGGAGCCAAUACGAUUGGGAAGGCAAGGGAUACUUGACCAAGGAUGAAGCUAUGAACCGACGAAUUGCUUCAUCAAGACCCGACUCUGAUAUCAAAGACACCAGCAUGGUCGAGCAGCCAUUUGGCUAUCAGCCAGGACUUCAACGAAACCUCAAACCCAACGACCUUUCAAGAGGCGCUUGGACACUUCAAUGGUUUACCGACGACGAUUGUUCCAAGGGCAAGCACCGGACCGAGGGCACGAAGCCAAAAGGUUGCUCAAACAUUGCUGGUGCAAAAAGCAUUAAAUUUACCGCCUCCCAAGGGUUUUCUCUCUACGUAUACGACUCGGCUCAGCUCAAAGCAGGGACUACUCAGAAUUAG